CCAAUCAAAAUUAAAGCUGCAAAAAUAUAUAAUUACUUUCUAAAAUUCAAAAUGUUUGCUAAAAUUAAUGUUGCAUCAUUCUUAAUUACACUUUUUGUGGUACUAGUUGAGGGUAGUAACAUGAUAGAGAGUAUUUUUGAAGAUCAUGAGAAUUCAAUUGGAACUAAAUGGGCUGUGUUAGUAGCUGGAUCAAGUGAAUGGUAUAAUUACAGACAUCAGGCUGAUAUAUGUCAUGCUUAUCAAUUACUGAAAAAAGGCGGUCUAAAAGAUGAAAACAUUGUUGUAUUCAUGUAUGAUGACAUUGCUUACCAUUCUGAAAAUCCUAAACCUGGAGUUAUCAUAAAUAAGCCACAUGGCCCUGAUGUGUACAACGGAGUACCCAAGGAUUACACAGGAAAACAUUGUAAUGCUCAAAACUUUUAUGGUGUUGUCCUGGGAAACAAAAGUGCUCUAACUGGAGGCAGUGGAAAAGUUGUAAACAGUGGUCCAAAUGAUUAUAUUUUUAUUUACUAUGCUGAUCAUGGUGGUUCUGGUGUAAUUGAUAUGCCUAUAGAACCAUCAAUUUAUGCCAAGGACCUAAAUGAGGUCUUGAAGAAAAAACAUGCUUCUAGGACUUACGAAAAAAUGGUAUUUUAUCUGGAAGCUUGUGAAUCUGGAAGUAUGUUCGAAGGUCUUCCUUAUAAAGGUUUGAAUAUUUAUGUAACGACUGCAUCAAAAGCCGAUGAAGAUAGUUUUGCUACAUAUUGUUCCCCAAAAGGUUAUGAAACUACUUGUUUGGGAGAUUUGUUCAGUGUUUCUUGGCUAGAGAAUAGUGAAUUGCAGGAUCGACAAGUUGAAACCUUGAAGAAGCAGUAUCAACGAAUUCGUAAAAGAGUGUUAAACAAUGGUACAGAAGGUUCCCAUAUGAUGGAAUAUGGUGAUUUACAUAUACAUGAGGAUGCUCUUUCCAUAUAUAUGGGUUCUAAUUUCCCAACACAUACUUCUACCAAGAAUAACUACGCCUCAAACUCAAGAUAUGUUAAUCAACGCGAUGUUCAACUCUUAUAUCUCAUAUCCAAGUUUCAGAAUGCUCCUGAAGGGUCUAGAAGAAAAUCGGAAGCUUAUAGGAAACUAAGUAAAGUUAUAUUAAAAAGAGAACAUGUAGACAAGAGUGUAAAACAUAUUGGACAAAUUUUAUUUGGAGUUGAGAAUGGUCAAAAAGUGCUCAACAUUGUUAGACCUGCUGGACAACCCCUUGUUGAUGAUUGGGAUUGUCUUAAAUCCUUUGUGAAGAUAUUUGAGUCGCAUUGUGGAUCAUUGACUAGCUAUGGUAAAAAAUACGUCCGUGGAUUUGCUAAUAUGUGUAAUGCUGGAAUUCAAAGGGACCAAAUGGAUGCAGCUGCUAAACAAACAUGUUCUUCUUAAUUAAGGAAUAAAUUAAUUACUGAUCAUGUAACUUGUAUUAAGCAACUUCAUUAUUAUUAAUAGAUCUUAUGAAUAUUUAUAUGUUA
Messenger RNA from Solanum pennellii, 1490 nucleotides. RefSeq names its product vacuolar-processing enzyme alpha-isozyme-like. Lineage: Eukaryota; Viridiplantae; Streptophyta; Magnoliopsida; Solanales; Solanaceae. The record is from RefSeq and is a predicted model, not a curated record. The coding region runs from base 52 to 1404 and encodes 450 amino acids. The transcript has 9 exons. Gene Ontology annotation, molecular function: cysteine-type endopeptidase activity. Gene Ontology annotation, biological process: vacuolar protein processing.